AUGCGAUGGGCCGGUGGUUUGGCCGGCUUGCUGGCCGGGAUACUGGUCUCGCAGGCUGUGCCUUGUUUGUCGUCGUAUGUGGAUCCAGCUGAGGUUUCCUCCUCUGUGAGUGCGUACCUGGCAGCACACCCCAUUACUACACGCCAUGCCACUCAGACAGCCGACGCGGCAGGUAUGAUGGCAUCCGUCCUUGCUGGGGACUUCAAGCCCAGAUUACCUGCGUCCACCCGGAGUAGAUGUCCUGUGAGCUGCAGCAGCAGUGGCCUCGACUCUACUGACUGGUCGGUAUACCACAGCGUUGAUCGACUUGAUCUCUGUAACAGCACCAUGCUCCUCGAUUUCAACCUGUUUAACGAGCUGGACGAUUCAAAGACACACAUCAGUAUUGCAGCCUGUACUGCGGACUUUGUUUCCUCCUCCUCAGCAACUGCAAGCUCCCAAAAUGCUACUUGUUUCCCAGGCACUGUCAGUCAGGCUACUACAUCCUCAUUAGAGCUGGCCUCAUCAGGCUCAAAAACCUCCACUGGUGUAUCCGAUGUGGUUGAUGCGCUGGAUCAGCUCCAAAGCUUUUUCUCCAUCGCCCAGCCCGGAUGCAGUAACGCGAUACAGAUUGCCUACUCCGGCCAGGCUGCAGUGGGUGUCUUUGUCGGCUCUGGCCUUUACAGCCAGGGAGUCGUCUCCUCUGUAAUCGACAAGUUUACAGCUCAAGUUGAAACAGACGGCACCAUUGCCGAGAAGACUUUGAUUCAGACAUGCAGCGACUCCACAGCUAGAUACUCUCUCGGCGUUUUUGCCAGUGCUGAAGGAGAUCUUGUUUCCGUCCAGAAGGCGAUUCAGUCUUGGAGCAAUGGCAGUUGCGUAACUUCAAUGGAUGAUUCGACUCAAAAGUGGCAGACUCUGUCAUUUUCAGUUCCAUCCUCGAAUAAAAAUUCAUCUUCUGUCAGCAACUCAACCUACCUGGCAGAAAGAGCAGUUUUGCCCGGUCAGAGGCGAUCAAACUCUCACUCAACUCACGGCUACUCGCAUUCUUAUCUUCACUAUGGUCGUGCAAUCAACACUCAACUGGAGACCCGUGACGACAGUGAUGAGUGCACCACGAUUCAAGCUGUGUCAGGUGACACAACUAGCACUCUGGCUAGUGAGUGUGGCAUAACCCUUGCUGAUUUUGACAGCUAUAAUGCUGCAACCAACCUCUCAGAUAUCCAAGCUGGGCAGCACCUCUGCUGUUCAAACGGAACUUUGCCUGACUAUACACCUCAGCCUGAUGCGGAUGACAACUGUUAUUCCUACACAGUACAGACGAAUGAUACGUGCAGCGCUCUGGCAGCAGCAUACGAUAUCACUGUCCUAGAGAUCGAAGAUUGGAACACUGGAAGCAAUGGAACCUGGGGCUGGAUGGGCUGUGGAGACCUGCUGGUGGGUAUGCAUAUCUGCUUAAGCAGCGGGUGGCCGCCAAUGCCUUCGACCAUUUCGAACGCUGUUUGUGGUCCACAGGUCAAUGGCACUGCAACUGCAACACAUGGCACAGAUUUAAGCACUCUGAACGAGUGUCCUCUGAACGCAUGCUGUGAUAUCUGGGGCCAAUGUGGUAUCACCGCAGAAUUCUGUACCAAAUCCAACUCGACAACGGGCAACCCGGGAACAGCAGCCACGGAUCAGAAUGGAUGUAUCUCAAACUGCGGCACGGAUAUUAUUGUCAGUGACGCUCCAGCUGAGACUUAUUCUAUUGCUUACUUUGAAGCCUAUGACCAAACCCGACCGUGUCUGACAAUGUCUGUGGAUCAAAUCAACACCACAUUUUAUUCUCAUGUCCACUUUGCCUUUGCCACCCUUACCAGUGACUAUGCUAUUAACGUCACUGGCCUUGAGGACCAGCUUUCUCUGUUUUCAAACAUGACUGGGGUUAAGCGUGUCUUGUCAAUUGGAGGAUGGACCUUCUCCACUGAUCCAUCCACAUACAUGAUCUUCCGGGAUGCUGUUACUUCCGCGAAUCGAGAUACUUUGAUCACCAACGUUGUUGAUUUCUUGGAGAAGUGGGAUCUUGAUGGCGUUGACUUUGACUGGGAGUAUCCGGAUGAGCCAGAUAUUGAGGGAAUCCCAGCAGGAACCACUGCAGACAGCACCAAUUACUAUGUCACAUUGGACCUACUGAAGGCGGCCAUGACAUCAGGGAAGACAGUAUCUCUCACUGCGCCUGCUUCCUUCUGGUAUCUCGAAAGAUUCCCCAUUGAAGCAAUCAGUACUGUGGUUGAUUACGUUGUGUUCAUGACCUAUGACUUGCAUGGCCAGUGGGACUAUGGCAAUGCUUACUCGGAUGACGGAUGCUCAGGUGGCAACUGCUUACGAUCCCAUGUCAAUCUGACCGAAACGCUCAGCGCUCUGUCUAUGAUCACCAAGGCGGGUGUUUCUUCAAACAAGGUGGCCGUCGGAGUAGCUAGUUACGCCCGCUCAUUCGAGAUGACCGAGGCUGGCUGCUGGACCUCAAUGUGCACCUACACCGGACCCGACUCUGGCGCUUGGCCAGGACCUUGCACAGAUACCGCGGGAUAUAUCUCGAAUUAUGAGCUCGAGCUGGUGAUGGCAGAGAACCCAACCGCAGUUCAGUACUGGUCCAAUAGCUCAUACACCAACAUUCUGGUAUUCAACGAGACUCAAUGGGCUGGUUACAUGAACGACACCAACAAGGCGGUGCGAACCAUUUUGUACGAAAAUCUGAACUUCUUGGGAAUAUCAGAUUGGGCUGUUGAUUUGCAAUCGGAGGACGGCAAUGAAGACAGCGCCGGAUCUGGUGUCAUUUACAUCAGUCCUAUCAUCUUCAAUGAGACCAUCCCACAAGUCGCCGGUUACCCACCAUUCACGAUGGUAUGGCCUACCUCUUCGGUUUCGCCGAUGGUUGUCGAGUUCCCCCCGUAUCCGUACGUUUACAAUGACGGAGGCUUUGACUACACUUCUUGGCACUCCGUUGCUUCAAGGACGGUUGAUCAGAUGAGCUUCUUCCAGUGGUCAGGACCAGCUUCGGGUAUUCCGACCACAACAUACACCCUUACCAGCAGCUACAGUCCCUCGCCAAUCACGAUCAUCGGCGAUGAAGGAAAUCUUCCCAUUGUGAUUUAUCCACCACCUAUUGAGACACCCUUCACAACCCCGUAUGCCGUUGUUGAUGGCAAGAGUUACAUGGUCAUGGACGGCACUAUCACAUUGAACGCUACAGACGGAUACGGACUUGCUCUUGUUACGGGAGUUCCUUCUCCAGCCACCACGCCCGUGACAGUCACAAAGUAUAUUUACAUCGAGGACCCGUUCACCACCGCUAGCUCAACAACAAACAACACAGUAGUGCUUGUCGUCUUACCCACUAACACGGGAGGCUCCGACAAUACGAAUACGCUGCCACAGACUACCUCCACAUCGGGCACGAUCACAUACACCUGGUCAGAGCAGCAGAUUGAUAGCCUGGCCACGAUUCCAACUACUACUACCAUUACUACAACGGAGGUGGACGACAAAACAACCUCUACUUUAGUUGUGCCUGUCAACACUGGUGGCUUCUAUUGGUCUCCGGUGCCGAUUCCUGAUAUCCCGUUGCCCACAGUUCCUUUCCCUGAUUUGGCGCCAAUUCCAACGCUCCAUUGCUUCACACUAUUCGAUAUUUUCACUAUUGAUUGUCCGCCAAAUGGUGAUAAUGACGAUAGUUCAAGCAAAUCCACCAAGACCGUCAGGUACACCAGUGGAAAGGAAUCGCCUACUUGCUCUCCCAGCACUGCCAAAUCUUGCGGUACCCUUUGCACCUCUAACUGUGAUCCUUCAUCUACCUCCACGUCGACGACAACAACCUCCUCCACUACCUGCAGUUCGGAGUCAACGGUUACCGACUACUGGGUCUCUUGUAACUCUGCAUCGUGCGUCACAACAAGCACCGCUACGGCCACUGGAUGUGAUGUGACAGCCUCUACGACAACCACGGGUAUCUACUGUGCUGUGAGCACCACCUACGAUAUCUGGUCAACCGAUGACCAGGGUGAGAACGGCAUUCAAUACUACACCAGCACAACAACAACCAUUCCAGAGGAGGUUGUUGCAGGUGGGACCACAUAUGUGGCCGGUUCCAAUGGGGCCGUCACACUCGGCAAUGGAGAUGUCUUCACUGUCCCUACCGGCAUCACGGGUACAACGACCGUAACCCUGGGCACAGUUGUUGCCACAGUGGACCCCGCUGAAACGACUGUCAUUCAGGUGGCUGAUACCGCUACCUCAACCUCAAUCUCAUCCACAUCCAAAUCUACUACCUCCACGUCCAAAUCUACGACUACAACUUCUACGACUACCAAGAAGACCACCAGCACUACCACAACAGUCACAAUCCCAACUGCGACCGAGUUUUGUGCGAAGUAUGUCAUUGAAAAUGAAGAAACGAAAUUGGACAAGUACGGUUCUGAGUACGAUGAAUUCGUGUUUGUUAUGUGGGGUAUCAAGUGGUCCGGAACAAUGGAAGAUAUUGAGGAAUCUGAGAUUGAGGGCCUUUUGGAGGAUUGCGGUAUCACGGCAGAUAUCCAUGUUGCGAUUGAUACUCCCGAAUGGGGUACAGUAGCAAUGUGGAAUAACGGCGAGACUGAUGUUGUCACUUCAUGCGUUAAACUGAGAAUCCAAGCUUUGGGUGGUGGCACACCUGACUGUCAAUGGAUUUACAAGACAUCAGAAGCUGAUGAUUAUACUGCCAAGGACUCGGCAGAAGCUGAGAUGACAUGGAUUUAUAAAAAUCAUCCUGAUGUGAUUUCGGCGCCAUAUCCUCUCUCAACUUGA
Molecule: messenger RNA, 4800 nt
Organism: Penicillium malachiteum
Lineage: Eukaryota; Fungi; Ascomycota; Eurotiomycetes; Eurotiales; Aspergillaceae
Exons: 1
Coding region: 1-4800 (1599 amino acids)
Biological process (GO): carbohydrate metabolic process
Molecular function (GO): hydrolase activity, hydrolyzing O-glycosyl compounds; chitin binding
Source: RefSeq, a predicted model, not a curated record